UGUGAAAAAUCUUAGCCGCAGACACGGACACAGAUAGAGAGAGGGAAGAGAGAAGAGAUGGAGAUGGCGAGUUGUGCAUCGUUUUCGUCUUCAAUUGGAAUUGGAAGAGCAAUUGCAAGACCUAAUAUUACCCUUUCUUUCUCUUCAUCGUUCCCCAACUUGUUGAAUUCAGCGAGCAUAGCCGUUAAGGGUCGCAGAAGAAGAAACAAAAGCCUCACUUGCAACGCCUUGUUUGGGCUGGGCGUACCCGAGCUUGUCGUUAUCGCCGGCGUGGCUGCCCUCGUCUUUGGGCCCAAGAAGUUGCCUGAAGUCGGCCGCAGCAUCGGCAAAACUGUCAAGAGCUUCCAACAGGCAGCAAAGGAGUUUGAGUCUGAGCUGAAAAAGGAACCUGAUGCUGAUGCCAUUUCCACACAAGAGGACUUGUCUCAGAAACCUGAACAGGAGAAGCAGGACAUUGAGGUCUCUAGCACUAAGGAGACUGUAUGAGAUUUGUAUAAUAUAUGAUAUGAUGUGAUAAAGUAGAUAUCAAAUUCUCAUCCUUGACAUUAUGCAUUUGAGACAAACCAUUCUUCUCUGAUUC
This is a messenger RNA of Abrus precatorius (Indian licorice), 580 nucleotides long. RefSeq names its product sec-independent protein translocase protein TATA, chloroplastic. The transcript is spliced from 2 exons. The coding region runs from base 58 to 486 and encodes 142 amino acids. Gene Ontology annotation, cellular component: membrane. The record is from RefSeq and is a predicted model, not a curated record. NCBI's taxonomy places the organism in Eukaryota, Viridiplantae, Streptophyta, Magnoliopsida, Fabales, Fabaceae. Gene Ontology annotation, biological process: protein transport by the Tat complex.